Ichthyophthirius multifiliis is the source of this 1231-nucleotide messenger RNA. RefSeq lists its product as hypothetical. Lineage: Eukaryota; Ciliophora; Oligohymenophorea; Hymenostomatida. The annotation marks the transcript as partial. The record is from RefSeq and is a predicted model, not a curated record. The transcript has 3 exons.
AUGAAUAAAUUAGAAGAGUAAUCCUAUUUAGUAGAAACUUAAGGAAGAAUUUUCAUAUUUUUUUAAUAAAAAUUAUUAGUAUAUGACUUAAAUACUAAAGUUCAAAGACAAAUAGACGGAUAUGUGGAAGAUAAAGAGUUAAAAAAAGUCCUUGUAUAUAAUUAUUCUUAAGUAACAAUGUUCUAUAUAGCACAUGGAUUUGGAGGAUUUAGUGCAUACAUAUUAUAAGACAAUAACUAAUUUGAGAAAAUGAGUUUAAAUAAGCUUUAUAAUUCAGUUAAAGAAAAUGUAUCAUUUAAUAUCGUAGAUAUAAAUUUUUAUGAUUAUUAAGUUUUACUUGGCGGAGUAAAGACUGUUUUUUUGAAUAUAUAUGCAUUAGAUUAAAAUUCAGGAAUUUAUUUAUUUUAACAAAUUUUUUAAGAUGAAAUUGUUUUGCCCUCUGAAAUUUAUUAAAUCAAAAAAGUUUUCAUCGAAUAAAAAAAUGGGUAAAUAUUCAAUAUGUAUAAAUAAGAAACUUUCAUCGUCGUAGGAUCAUAAUACGGGAAUUUUAUAGCCACGGAAAUUGAAUUUAAUCUUUAAAAUAACGAAUAUUUUAUUAAUAGAUAACAUGAAGUCAGUUAUGAUAUAUAAGAUAUUUUAAUUAAUGAAAAUUAUGCUAUUUUAUGUGGAGCUAAUACACAUACUAUUGUUUGGCAUUCAAUUAAUUCGAAAGUAAUUUAAGAUAUAUAACCAUAUUAAGCAUAUUUUAAUAUUUUCGGUUAUAAUGGAGGAGCUUUCUUUAAAGGUGCUUAUAAUGAAACUGUAGGAAAAUCAGUAGAUUUUUUUGCAGGACUUUAAAGAAGGCAUAUUUUUGUAGUCAAAAUUAUAGAAGAUGAUCCUUAUUUUACUUGUGAUGCUACUGAUUCAAAAAUUAAAAAUCUCAUAGGAGACCAUAAUCUAUUUUUAUAAGCAAAUAAAAAUUGCCCAACAUAAAAAUAACCAAAUUCUAAUUAAUAUUGCAUCGAUAAAUUAAAACUUACACUAAGUGUUUAAAACGUAUAUGCUGAUAGUGAAAAUGCAUUAGAUAUCACAGUUUUUUUUUUUUGUUGUAUAGCAUUAUUAUUAUUAAUUGGAGUUACGAUUUAUCGUUUAUAUAAAAGAAAAUAUGCGCGAAAAACUAAUCUUUUACUUGAAUUUACUAAUUUUAAAAAUUAAUAAAAAGCAUUAAAUAUAUAAAAUUAUGAAUAGUUAU